CGACAAGUUCGCGCAAGUUCGUGUUUGUCCUUAUCACUUCUUAUGGUAUAUGUCGGUACUCCGAUUUAAAGCAUUUAAAGGUCUAAAUAAUGAGAACAUUAAUCCACCGUUUGCUGGUCCGAUGAAACGAUACCGCUAACAUAGGUGCGGCUUCCAUAGUUGAUACAGGGACGAAUAUUAAUCGGACCAAUUUACCGUUUCAAUGUUUAAUCGGCCCCGAUAAACCAAUAUGAAGUAGCGUUCCGUGUGACGUACCGAAUUUUCUGAGGUAAAAAUGUCUUUCCUGCGAGGUUCCGCAAACUAUGUUUGGUGCACAACUAGCGUCCUUGGAAAAGGUGCGACAGGUGCCGUAUUCCAGGGAGUAAACAAGAACAAUGGCGAGCCAGUUGCCGUAAAAACUUUCAACCAACUGAGCCAUAUGCGUCCCCACGAUGUACAAAUCCGUGAAUUUGAAGUUUUAAAGAAAGUCAAACAUGAGAAUAUAGUCAAGCUGCUGGCAAUAGAGGAGGAGCAAGACGGUUGUGGAAAAGUAAUCGUAAUGGAACUCUGUACCGGAGGCAGCCUCUUCAAUAUACUCGACGAUCCAGAAAAUACGUACGGCUUGGCAGAAGGAGAGUUCCUCCUUGUUUUGGAGCACCUAUCGGCUGGAAUGAAGCAUCUGCGAGAUAACAAUCUGGUACAUCGCGAUUUAAAACCUGGUAACAUAAUGAAAUUCAUCGCGGAUGAUGGCAGUACCAUUUACAAACUGACAGAUUUUGGCGCAGCGCGCGAACUCGAAGAAGAUCAACAGUUCGUUUCGUUGUACGGGACCGAGGAAUACCUACAUCCGGAUAUGUACGAACGGGCGGUCUUACGCAAAGCAGUUGGUAAAACUUUCGGAGCGACCGUCGAUCUAUGGUCGAUAGGUGUAACGCUUUAUCACGUGGCCACAGGAAAUUUACCAUUUAGGCCUUUCGGAGGACGUAGGAACAAAGAAACGAUGUUUUACAUAACCACGAAGAAAGCGUCAGGAGUCAUAUCGGGCACUCAGACGUCGGAGAACGGUCCGAUCGAGUGGAGCCGAGAAUUACCGCAAAACUGUCUACUGAGCGUAGGUCUGAAGAAGAUCGUCACUCCGCUCCUCGCCGGGUUACUGGAAGUCGAUCCCAAGAGAAUCUGGAGCUUCGAUCGUUUCUUUACGGAAGUAACGGACACGCUUUGUAGAACACCGGUGCACGUAUUUAACGUACAUCGAGCGAGUUCCAUCAAGGUCUUCCUACAUCCGGAGGAGAAGUUUGUCGCGUUACAGGCACACAUUCAAGAUCAAACGGAGAUAAUCGCACCCGCUCAGAUUUUGCUGCUGGGGAACACCCCGCUGACCGACAUCGUGGAGGAAUCGACCCCCGGCAAAGGAUAUCCGGAUACCACGGAAGAGAAGCCGCUGAUGCUUUUCUCGCGCGAGAACAACAACGUCGUCCUACCGAUCGAAUCCGACUUGCCGAAAUUUCCGGUAUUCGCAAAUCUCGUUUCCGUAGAAAACGAUCCUGGCCAAGCAAAGGCGGCGUGCUCCGCCGGCCACGUGUGCAAGCGAAAGAUCGACAAGCUGUCGCGGUCCAGCAAGUUGUCCCAGGAGGCGGUCAAGGCAUUCGCGGGCCUAGGGUGCGCCGAGCUCUCCAGGGUGCUGGAGAAGUGCCAGCGCUUGCGGGACCUGACCAAGGCGACAGAGGCCAACGCCCUGGCCGUCGAGAGGAGCGAGAACUUUGCCCGGCAGAUCCUCAGGAGGGUCGAGAGUCCGGUGAGCCUGGAGCCGAGGAGUUGGAAGAAGGACCUGGAGUCCAGGAGCAAGGAGCUGUCGACGGGGCUGGCGCCCGCCGUCGCCCAGCUGCAUCAAAGGUACGUCAAGGAGGGGAACCUUCGCGGCGAGUGGCUGGCCAGCACUCGGGGCCUCCCGUGUCCCCACGCCGCCAAGGCGAGUCAGAGGGCCGCCACCCUGGUCGACCGGCUGAGGGACGGCUGGCAACAUCUGCUGCGGGACCGGGCCACUCGCAGCUUGACCUACAACGACGAGCAGUUUCACGUUCUGGAGCGCAUCAAGGUCACCGAGACGGGGCGCCGGAUCAAAGCCCUCCUCGAGACCGAGUGCGCGCCGGCGAUGAUGCAGCGGGCGGACUACCUGGCCGACUGGUACAAAAUGGCGCAGACCGUGUAUUUGCAGACCCAAAUUUUGGACAAGGACGUGGACAACUACGAGCACGCCCUAGAGGCGUACUCGUACCGUCUCUUCCAGGAGAGCAGAGAGCGCCACGAAGUUCUCGCGAGGUCUCUCGACGGUCUUCCCGGCAGAUUCAAGACGUCCAAGAAGUCGGAUCUACCUGGCGAGGAGAGCGCAAAGGUCUGGAGAAGCAUUUGCGACGUCAAAGAGCAGAUAUCUUUCGUUUUGUACGAAAACGAUCAAUUAUUGGACCAGCUUCAUCGGCUCGCCGCGCUCGGUGCCCUGGAAGAGAUGAACACGGAGGACUCCGAGUACGAGUUGUGACGGGAGUACGAAGACCGA
This is a messenger RNA of Orussus abietinus, 2533 nucleotides long. It is a transcript of the gene IKKepsilon, whose product is annotated as inhibitor of nuclear factor kappa-B kinase subunit epsilon. Gene Ontology annotation, molecular function: ATP binding; protein serine/threonine kinase activity. Gene Ontology annotation, cellular component: cytoplasm. Gene Ontology annotation, biological process: peptidyl-serine phosphorylation. NCBI's taxonomy places the organism in Eukaryota, Metazoa, Arthropoda, Insecta, Hymenoptera, Orussidae. The transcript has 3 exons. The record is from RefSeq and is a predicted model, not a curated record. Bases 275 to 2515 code for a protein of 746 amino acids.